UGUUCGAACUGGUACGAUUGACGCCUGUCCUGUGUGUGACAAAGGGGUCUUCUCAGCGAUCGCCAUCGUGUACGCCAUGUUUCCAAUAUGGACGACGGCGUAUCCUGGUUGUGCCGUCGUCUCACUGAAUUCUGCACCUCUGAGUCAUUUCAGUUUCGAUGGGAGUUUCUGUGGUUGAUGCAGGCUCGUUCCAAGCUUGUGCAUCCCUGUUUGCCUUCGAAAGGCGGGAAUUCGAGCUGUUACAUGGCACGCCACCAGAUACUUCGCUUUCAAAUAUUGGCACUCAGAGCUCGAUGAACAGGUCAAGUCGAAGUUCAUUUUCCCAUUUUCCUUCAACUCCACACACCCGUUCCCAACAAGAUCGUCAUGAUGAAGUUCUUCGCUCCACUUUUCGCCGGUAUCGCCAUGUUCGCAGCUCAAGUGAGUGGCAAUGGAGUUUGCUACGACCCGGAUCAUGUUGCAGCUGCCGGCGCCAUGACUGCCGAGAGCGUGAUCGAGGAUAUGAAGGUCAUCAAAAGCCAUGGAUUCACCACCGUGCGCACUUACAUUUCCCAGUUCGGCAACACGAAUCUGGGUCUACUAGUUGUCAACGCCAACCUCACCGCAGCUCUGGGUGUGCCGUACCCUCAGUCCGACUACGCGACGCAACUGGACGCGGCUCUUAUUGCUGCCAACACCGGUGGCGUCGGCUACAUCUUCGUGGGUAACGAGAACCUUGCCGGUGCCACUACCGUUCCCGGCGAAAUGAUCAAUCUCAUCCAGAAAGUCAAGUCGCUCGUGCACAGCACUGUGAAGGUCGGAACUGUACAGCGCAACACCGAGGUCAUCAACUACGCCGGCAUCGCCGGCUGGUCCGAACUUGUGGAUGCUUGCGACGUGUUGGGCGUGAACGUCCACCCUUACUUCAAUCCAGGGACGACUGCCGACAACGCCAUCGAUGUCGUCAAUACCCAGUGGGAGAUCAUGGUCAAGAACUUUGGUGACAAGCUCAUGGUUACGGAGACGGGGUGGCCGUCAGACGGAUCUCUCUCGGGCAAUACCGGCAGCAUCGCUGGCCAGCAAACAUUUUACAGUGACUACAAGGCGUGGAGCAGCUCGAUGACCGAGUCCUUUUACUUUCAGAUGUUUGACACACAGCACAAGACCAGCGCGUUCGAGAAGACUUUUGGUCUCCUCACGUCUGACGCGACACCCAAAUACGAUCUCACCGCUGCUGUUAGCGUUGUAGGCACAGUGAGCGUCUAGCUGCCACGAAUUCAGACGUCUAUAGAGUACUUGAGUCCGUUCUAAGACCAACAUCACAAUAAUCAUUCGCACUACAUGCAUUUGAAACUUGCUUUAGCUACUUUGGACCGAAGCCGCAACCCGUGAGGAACUGUUUGAUAUCAUCACGAAUGGAGAAACCUGAGCGUAUAUUGCACUGGAUACUCGUAUCCAAGGACACAAUGUGGUGAUACCAGUAUGACGGGAGGUACAAAACUUCGCCGGCCGUGAGUGCGACUUCCGCUGCGGGACAGUUGCGUGCGUCUUCGGAUAGAGCGCUUGUGUCCGACCAAUUAAAUGCUGUGUGACGCGCAGACUGACCCUGAAUCAUGAGUCCUAGACACUGGCACGCACUGGGUGGAGCGAUGACGUAGCGCUUCGUUCCACGGAUCAUCGAGAUAUGGUUCAGUCCGCCAUCAAUGUGUCCAUCCGCAAUAAUCCCACGCAUUCCGAGACGACAGCGCAUCCCGCGCUCCUUGGCUAUUGCUGCAUCCCGAAUGAAUAAAUCACCGAACCGUGGAUCAUGUUCAGUUAGUGUUGGGUUGAGGAACUGCAGCUCGUUGUAGAUGAAUGACGCUUGCUUCGAGAAAUCGUUCUGCUUGAGCAUGAAGUAGUAGUAUUCGUGAGGCUUGCCAGCUUCUUCCAAUGGUUUGACGUCGCUGAUAGUUUUGACAAAUUGCGGAUACGUCAUCCAACGCGACUCGUACGUGUCCUUCUCGCCAGCAAGCUGCUUGCUUUUGAGGUAGUACAUGAAGUGACUGUCGUUAGCUACGUGCACCUUGUACAACGCCUUCGGAUUGAGUUUCUCCGUCAGGUACUCGUCCGUCCAUCGCACAGCAGCAGCUGUGAGCUCUGGGAUGCCAUAGGCGACGAACGGCACUUCCAUCUCCCGAAACAUUUGAGCCAACCGAAACUCAUACUACAAUGUCAACAACAUCGAUUCAGUCUUUUGUAAAAAAAAAUAAUCGUAGAAUAUCUACAGCUUUGCUGCC
Molecule: messenger RNA, 2255 nt
Organism: Phytophthora nicotianae INRA-310
Lineage: Eukaryota; Oomycota; Peronosporomycetes; Peronosporales; Peronosporaceae
Exons: 1
Coding region: 367-1245 (292 amino acids)
Biological process (GO): carbohydrate metabolic process
Molecular function (GO): hydrolase activity, hydrolyzing O-glycosyl compounds
Source: RefSeq, a predicted model, not a curated record